AUGCUUAGUAAAUAUCAACGAAUUUGCUGUAAUAAUGGAUUAAGAGCUAUAUGUAUUAUAAAUAAAUAUAUAAUAUGUGUUUCCUUAGGAAAUAUUAUAAAGAUAAUAAAUGUAAGAAAUAUAAAUAUCUUAGUAGAUUGUGUAGUAUCUAGUAGUAGUCAUAUAUAUGGAUUCUGUUAUAAAAAAGAAAGUGAUAAAAAAUAUGGUUUGUUAAUAGCUCAUGGAGUACAUAAAAUAUAUAUUUUUAAAUUAUAUAUUGAUUCAACAAAUGAAAAAGGUUCAUUAAAGUUAUUAAAAAAAUAUUGCACAAAUAAAUGGAUUUUAAAAACAGCUUUUUUAAAAAGAGAAAAUGAUAUAAUUCUUUCAAAUUUUAUGUGUAUUACUUAUGAGAAUGAUAAAAAUGAAAAGAGACAUAUGAAUAAAAUAACUAAUAUAUCAAAUAAAUAUUCAAAAAAAAAAAUAAAAAACAUUCUUAUAAUAUCUUUAAGUAACGGAAGUAUUUUAUUCCUAGAUAUAUAUAAAGGUAUGAGUUCAUUGAAAUAUAAAUUUAUAGGUAUAUAUUUAUUAUAUAGUUCUGAUAUAUUUAUAAAAGAGAAAAAAAAAAGUUACAACAUAUAUGUGGUAGGAGGUACUCCAUUUAAUAAAAUAUUAUUGUGGUCAUUUGAAAUUAAUAAAAAAGAUAUUAGAAAAUACUGGUGUCAUGAAAUAAAUAAAAAUAAUAAGAUAAAUAAUAAUAAAAUUAUUAUACAAAUAAAACAUUUUGAAGAAUUAUGUGGACAUCGAGGUAUCAUUUUUAAAGUGAAAUUUUUUAAAAACACAAAAUAUAUCUGUUCAGUUUCUGAUGAUAGAGAAGGGCGUAUAUGGUAUAGGAUUAAAAAUAUAGAACAUAUUAAUAAAACAAAUAAAAUGAUAGAAAAAAAUAGAUAUAUGAUAGAUGAACCCAUUCAUUAUUAUAAUAAUUAUUAUACAUGCAUAAAAAUAUUAACAGGUCAUAAUGCUAGAAUAUGGGAUAUAGAUAUAGGCAAAUUCAAAAAAAAAUUAUUCUUUUUUACAUGUAGUGAAGAUUGUAUGUGUAAUGUUUAUUUUAAAAAUGAAAAUAAAUUUUUUAAAUAUUCAAAUAAUAAUUCUUCUACAAUCAGAUGUAUAUUAUAUCAUCCAUAUAUGAAUUUAAUUAUAUCGGGUUCUGACAAUGGUACCUUGCAUAUUAAACCCAUCAGCUCCUUUUUUUUGGAGAAACAAAAUGUUUCAGACGAACUAAAAAAACAAAAUAAAAUAAAUAAACAUGAACCUAAUAAAAAUAAUGAUAAUAUUUUUGUAGGGGAUCAUAUAUCAAAUAGAAUAUGUUAUAAUAAUACCAUGAUUGAAGAUAAAAAUUAUGAUAAAAAUAAAGAUGUUUAUAAUUCUUCUACAUCAAUAAAUAUGUAUGAAGAAAAUAUUAUAAAAGAAAACACUUGCAUGGAAUAUAAAAAGAAUAAUGAUAUACAAAAAAACGAUAUCAUCCAUUUUUUUGUAGAUGAAUUAAAUAAUAUUAUGAAAAAGAAAAAUGACUGGAUAAGAUCUGUAGAUCAUGCAAAUUUAUAUGAUGUAAUUAUUUGCACAAAUUUUGGAAGUAUAUAUAUUUUAAAAACAAAGGAAAAAAAUAAAAAGUUAUUUUUAAUAUAUGAAGAAGAACGACAGAAUUAUUUAUUGACAUGUUUAACUUUUUUUGGAACUCAAUGUAUAUGUUUAGGAUAUAGUAAUGGUUAUUGUUGUUUUGUUAUUUUAAAAGAGGAUUAUGAUACUUAUACAAAUUGUGAGAAUGAAAAUAAUAUAAUAUUUAAUAAUAUAAAAUAUAAUAAAGAUAUAAAAGAUAAAGGAAAGGAUAUUAUAUUUUAUGAAUCUCAAUUUAUAUUUGAUGAGAAGAAAAAUUUACAAUCAACAUAUUUCCAAUGUUUUAAUCAUCGUAUAAGCGAAAUGUUAUUAAUACCAUUAUCAUGUGUUAGUUAUGAUCAUAUCAUUGAUAAUGUUUCUACAAAUGGGGUGACAGAAUAUAUUGAUAAUGUCUUGUAUUUGCGUAUGCGACAAAGUAAACAAAAUAAAGAAGAAAAGGUAAUCAUAAAAGAAAAAAUAAAAAAUAAUAAUAAUAAAAAUAAUAUUAGUCGUAGUAAUAGUAGUUGUAGUAGUAAUAGUAAUAGUCGUUGUAGUAGUAAUCGUAAUAGUCGUUGUAGUAGUAAUCGUAAUAGUCGUUGUAGUAGUAAUAGUAAUAGUUGUUGUAGUAGUAAUCGUUCAUAUGAACAAAAUUCACUAAAGGUAGAAAGAGAUUUGCAUCAGCCUUCCAAUUUGUUUUUUCAAAUUAUAUAUAAUCAUAAUAUAUCAUAUAUAAAUCAUAUAUCUUACACACACAGAGAACAACAAAAAAAGAAAUUAGAUGAUUCCUCUGAAAUAAUACCUCUAUCAUUUGUUCUACCUAUAAAUAUAUUUUUAUUGGUGAACUUUGAUCAUACAGGAAGUAUAAAAAUUUUUAAUAUCGAAAUUUAUAAAAAUAAAAAUGUAGAAAUUCAAAAAAUGUGCGAUACAAUUAUUGACGUAAAAAAUAAGAAAUCAAAAAUAAUAUGUGUUAAUUAUGUUUUAAGACAGAAAAAAAUAAAAAUGAACAAAAAAAAUUUUAAAGAAAUAAAUAAUAUAAAUAAUGUACAUCAAAAAAUAGGUAUCUUAUUAUUUGUAGGAGAUGAAUAUGGAUGUAUUUUUAUACUUUAUAUUAAAAUACCUAUACAUAUAGAUGAAAAUAAUAAAAUUAUAUAUGAUUUUAAUAAAGCUUGUAUUAAGUCCAAAGAAAAAUUACGUGUUCAUAAUAAUAGAAAAGUAUUCGAUAUAAAAAUUAUUGAUCAUUGUAUAUAUUCAUGUGGUCAAAAUGGUAAUAUACUUAAAUAUGAAUUAUAUAAAGAUGAAAGUAAAAUAUAUUCUUUAUAUAAAUUAUGUUUAAUUAAAAUACCUUAUUAUUCUUCCAUAUAUAAAAUAUUACCUACUAUUUAUGAUAUAAAAAGUUAUACACAUCAUACAAAGCUUUAUUGGAAUACCUUCACAAAGAAAGAGCAUCACAACAACAGCAAUGAUAAUAUUAACCUAAUUGACAAUAAUAAUAAGGAUAACUGUAAUAAUAAGUGUAAUAAUAAGUGUAAUAAUAAUUGUAAUAAUAAGUGUAAUAAUAACUUUUAUAAUAAUUGUAAUAAUAAUUGUAAUAAUAAUUGUAAUAAUAAUUGUAAUUAUAAUAUUUAUGGUGUUCAUCAUAAUUUAUUUACCCUUAUGUAUGAAGAUCAAAAAAAAAUAAAUAACAUGCACCACGAUAAUAUCUUCAUUUGCUGUUUCAAAGAAAAAAAAUUUGUCUUAUACAAUAUGAAAAAUAAAACAGAAUAUUUAUCUGUUGAAUGUGGUGGGUUUAGAAGACCAUUAAGUGUAUAUAUGAAAGGUCUUUCAAAUUCCUCUUUAACCUUUUCUUUAUGUUAUUGUAAAGAAAAGAAUAUAUUUUUUUAUUUUAAAAAUAUUAAUAACAAAACAAAUAAUAUAAUACCAUAUGAACAAACAUAUUAUAAUUCUGAUUUUCAUACAAAAAAUGUUUCUUGUCUUUUAUGGUUUGAUCAAAAUUAUUUUUGUACAUGCUCAGAGGAUGGCGUCAUCAAAUUAAUGUAUAUAAGUAAGAAGAAAAAGAUAAGCAACAUAGAACAUAUAGAAAAAAAAAAUAAAAAUAAUAAAAAAAACAAACAUGUAAACGUCAAUAAUUUGAAGAAUAUAAAAAAGGAUAAUACAUUUAAACAUAAUAAUAAUAUAGCAUCCACGUUUAAUAACUAUAAUUACAAUAUAUAUCACAAAAAAAAAAAAAUGAAUCAUUUGAAUUACGAGUUAAGAAUUAUUCAAAAUGUGUUUAAUCAUAUAGAACCUAUUUUUUAUAUGUCCUUUUUGAAACAUCCAUUUUAUUUUUCUAAAAAAUUUAAAUUGUUUAUAUCAGUGGGUGCAAAGAAUUCUGCAAAUAUUUUUUAUACAUUUAUUCAUAAUGAAAAUAUAAAUGUGACAAAUACAGAAAAGAAAGUCAACAACAACAAUUAUGAUAAUAUAAAUAAUAAUAAUACAAAUAAUAAUUAUAAUUAUAAUCUAUUAAGUAACAAUAUUAUUCUUAACAAUAUAGAUUAUUCAAAUAAUAAUACACCUAUCAUUUAUCAUUUAGAAAAAUUAAGAACUCAACAAUUUUCUAGUAACCUAAGAUAUUUAUGUGUACAAGGUUUUUUUAAUAUUAUUUCUAAAAUAGAAUAUACUUAUCUUAUUCAAACUAAUAUAUUUAUUGGUACAUCAAUAGGAUAUAUAUUUCAUUACAGUGGAUUAUAUGAAUUUAAUAUUUUUAAUAAAAUCAUCUUCUCAAAAAUUAUAAAACGUGCAGAUGUUAUAUCUACAUAUAAUAUGAACAGUACAAUAUUGUCUUUAAGCUUGAAAGUAAUAUAUGUCAAUAAAAAUUAUGAUGAUGUAAAUGAAAAAAAUAAUAUGUGUGAUAACAAACAUAUUUGUGAUGAAAAUAAUAUUGUGUCCUUAAAGAAUUCUCCUUUUUUCUCAAGAAAUGAAAAUAUAUUAAACGAUAAUAUAUUUAUUAUGAAAGAUAAAUAUAAAACAAAUCACACAAAAUAUAAACCAAUUAAUAUAUUAUUGUGUGGAUUAAAUAAUGGUAUAAUUAUGAUUUAUUAUCAGUUUGAUAUAACAUUGAAAUUAUUAGAACAGAUUCAUGUUCAUCAAAAUGGUGUAAAUAAAAUAUGUGUUAAAAAAAAAAAAAAAAAUUACUUACAAAUAUAUACAUGUUCAGAUGAUCAAUCUAUAAAUAUAUUAAUUUUUAAAAUGAUAUAUACAACAAAUAAUAAAUUAAAAAAACUUAUCUUAAUACAAAAUACAAAAUUUACACAUUCACAUCUAUCAUCUAUUAGAUCCUUAUAUAUCUUUUCUAAUUAUCUAUUAAGUGUAUCAUGGGAUCAAUAUAUACAUAUAUGGAAAAUACAAAAAAAUCAAAACAAUAAAUAUUUUAUAAACAAAAUAAGACAAAUUAAAAUAUCAGUGUAUGAUGUUUCUUGUAUAAAUUCUUUUGUAAGAAAAAAAUAUAAUAUUAUACAAAACAAUAAAAAUAAAAUUAUUGAAUAUAAAGUCUAUUUAUGUGUAUCAGGAAUAAAUGGUAGUAUGGAAUUAUUCCUUCUCAAGCUUUUUACAUAA
Messenger RNA from Plasmodium gaboni, 5220 nucleotides. RefSeq lists its product as hypothetical. Gene Ontology annotation, biological process: tRNA methylation. Gene Ontology annotation, molecular function: protein binding. Bases 1 to 5220 code for a protein of 1739 amino acids. Lineage: Eukaryota; Apicomplexa; Aconoidasida; Haemosporida; Plasmodiidae. Gene Ontology annotation, cellular component: cytoplasm. The transcript has a single exon. The record is from RefSeq and is a predicted model, not a curated record.